This is a messenger RNA of Uncinocarpus reesii 1704, 486 nucleotides long. RefSeq lists its product as uncharacterized. The transcript has a single exon. The record is from RefSeq and is a predicted model, not a curated record. Bases 1 to 486 code for a protein of 161 amino acids. NCBI's taxonomy places the organism in Eukaryota, Fungi, Ascomycota, Eurotiomycetes, Onygenales, Onygenaceae.
AUGCGGGCAGAGAGAGGGACAAGAUGUCGAGUGCAGAGGAGUAAUGCAGGCCGGUCACAUGGACCUGAUGAAGUGCAGAUCCUGCCUUGGGCUUCCGGCCUCAAACCACCAAGACGACGAUGGGGAGAUUUGGCGGAGAAACCCCGUAGAGAGAGAGAGACCAGUGCGCAUAGGGCUGCCAAUCAGAGCCCCAACAGGUCUCGCAGGAGACCCAGUGGUGACCUGGGCCAGGAUGCGCGGAAUGCAGUGCAGUAUGACAGCAUGCUCGGCCUCAAUGGCCCCGAACUCGAUAAUAAUAGGCAAUUGGGUGGCGAAAAGCUGUGUUUCCGUGAUGAAAACAGCAUCAACUCUGGAGAGACAUCUGGAAUGCUGAUAUUGCGAGAUACGAGGAUUGUGAUGAUUCCAACCGUUGCUGCAACAGUGGUUGAAGACAUGUUGCUGCCGUUGAAACCGAUGCCCGUCGCGUCAUCCAUUCAUCCACUGUGA